This is a messenger RNA of Trichomycterus rosablanca, 758 nucleotides long. RefSeq names its product histone H2A.Z. The record is from RefSeq and is a predicted model, not a curated record. The transcript has 5 exons. NCBI's taxonomy places the organism in Eukaryota, Metazoa, Chordata, Actinopteri, Siluriformes, Trichomycteridae. Gene Ontology annotation, molecular function: structural constituent of chromatin; DNA binding; protein heterodimerization activity. Gene Ontology annotation, cellular component: chromatin; nucleosome. Gene Ontology annotation, biological process: heterochromatin formation. Bases 85 to 471 code for a protein of 128 amino acids.
GCAUUUCAGCAAACCUUUGCGGGUGAGCUGUUGGAUUAGUAACUCAUUCUGACUCGUUAACCCUCGAGAGCGCUAAAGGGAGAAAUGGCAGGAGGAAAAGCUGGAAAGGACAGUGGCAAAGCCAAGACCAAGGCAGUAUCCCGAUCUCAGAGGGCUGGUCUGCAGUUCCCAGUAGGUCGUAUCCACAGGCAUUUGAAGACACGCACAACUAGCCAUGGUCGUGUCGGUGCCACAGCUGCCGUGUACAGUGCAGCAAUCCUGGAGUAUCUGACUGCUGAGGUGCUGGAGUUGGCUGGUAAUGCCUCCAAGGACUUAAAAGUAAAGCGUAUCACUCCCAGGCAUUUACAGCUGGCUAUUCGUGGUGAUGAAGAAUUGGACUCGCUCAUUAAAGCCACAAUUGCUGGAGGAGGUGUGAUCCCCCACAUUCACAAGUCACUGAUUGGAAAGAAGGGCCAGCAGAAGACUGUGUAAAAGCAGUUUUCUCAUCUUUGUGUAAUCGGCAGCCAGCAUGGUAUAAAGAGGGCAGUUGUUUUAUGUUUUACAUUUGUUUGGUUAUUUUAUAAGUGUAGAAUGAACAGGAAAUGUGCUUUAGCUUUUACUCUACUGUUCUUAAGUUGAGAGGGAGUGGAGUUCAGGGCCAAGGAACCAAAAUGACUGCAUUCUUUUUAAAUGGGUUAACAGACCCAUCAUGUUCUCAAUGUUUACCAGCAUGUGUCCUGCAUCUGUUUUAUACAUAAAGACUUGAACUUUUCUUAAAA